This is a messenger RNA of Rhinichthys klamathensis goyatoka, 754 nucleotides long. RefSeq names its product chromosome unknown C1orf115 homolog (gene cunh1orf115). NCBI's taxonomy places the organism in Eukaryota, Metazoa, Chordata, Actinopteri, Cypriniformes, Leuciscidae. The transcript has 2 exons. The record is from RefSeq and is a predicted model, not a curated record. Bases 94 to 504 code for a protein of 136 amino acids.
UAUUGCGGUCGAAGUUCAGUGAACUUCGCACCUGACAGAGUAGCCUAUUCAUCAGCUGGUUCCGAUGGACAGUGUAUUUUAGAUGCGAAGAAAAUGUCUCGAAACCGUGUCAAGUUCAAGCGGAAAUCAAAACAUAGAAAGGAGGAUAGUUCUAAAAUUGUUCCUAUUAAAGACGCUCAAUCAGCCGUGGAAGGAAUCAAGACUCUGGAAUCAACGAGGUGCGCGAGCAAGAAAGAAAAGUCCGCCAAACAAGUGCACAUCGCUUUUCUACCGGAGAAAUACCAACCGCUGGUUGAGGAUGAUAUUGACCAACCACGAGAUGACAAUAUCACGAAAAAACAAGACAAAUAUAAAAAGUUCAGAAAAAAUGUGGGAAAAGCUCUUCGCUACACCUGGAAGUGUCUAGUGGUUGGACUGCAGAAUUUGAGCACGGCUUAUUCUAUGCCACUGGGUGCCGCUACCACAAUAGUACCAGAGAUCCACAGAGCCAGAUCUCACGUCUAACACAUGACUCAAGAUCAGGUGGUUACAUUAUGAGUAGCACAGUGGUCAGUGUUGGAUCCCCAUUUUUACUGCAGCCCCUUCCACAUUAGUGGAAGUGCAAAAGGUGUAUUUUUAUUUAUGUGCCACUGUUAUCAAAAGAGAUGGCAAGGAAGAGACUACAUUGGUGAGAUAAUUUGCCUUUGAUAAGAAAAUACUGAGUAGAGGCUGUGAUGGACUGCGAUUAAUUAAUGCACAUAUUUUUCUGAUAAUG